Messenger RNA from Wyeomyia smithii (pitcher-plant mosquito), 1849 nucleotides. It is a transcript of the gene ss, whose product is annotated as aryl hydrocarbon receptor. Gene Ontology annotation, molecular function: transcription cis-regulatory region binding; protein binding; nuclear receptor activity. The transcript is spliced from 9 exons. The record is from RefSeq and is a predicted model, not a curated record. Bases 1 to 1740 code for a protein of 579 amino acids. Gene Ontology annotation, biological process: regulation of transcription by RNA polymerase II. NCBI's taxonomy places the organism in Eukaryota, Metazoa, Arthropoda, Insecta, Diptera, Culicidae. Gene Ontology annotation, cellular component: nucleus; aryl hydrocarbon receptor complex.
AUGAAUAUAAAGCAUGAAUCAGUGAUAAAACUGGCAUUGAACGGAUUUGUUAUCAUUUUAACUUGCGAAGGUGAGGUAUUUUUUGCCACUCACACGAUAGAGAGCUACUUAGGAUUUCACCAGUCUGACAUCGUUCAUCAAUCUGUAUAUGAGCUUGUUCAUUCUGAAGAUCGUGAAGAACUACAACGGCAACUGCUAUGGAAUACGUUUUUACCUGCAGAUUUAUCAGGAAUCCAAUUAACUGAAGCAUUAGUCCCUGAGAAGUCAACUUUAUUGGAACGAAGUUUCACUGUUCGGUUCAGGUGUUUACUAGAUAAUACAUCUGGAUUUUUGCGGUUAGAUAUACGAGGUAGAGUUAAAAUAUUACAUGGACAAAACCGUAAAGCAGAGGAUCUGCCGCUUGCUUUAUUUGCUUAUUGCACACCCUUUGGACCACCCAGCUUACUAGAGAUCCCGCAAAAAGAAAAUAUGUUUAAGUCAAAACACAAACUGGAUUUUUCUUUGGUGUCGAUGGAUCAAAAAGGAAAACUAACACUGGGUUAUUCGGACUCUGAGCUCGCUAAUAUGGGUGGCUACGAUCUGGUACAUUUCGAUGAUCUGGCUUACGUAGCAAGUGCUCAUCAGGAACUGUUGAAAACAGGUGCAUCUGGAAUGAUAGCAUAUAGAUACCAAAAAAAGGGUGGAGAAUGGCAAUGGCUACAAACAAGUUCCAGAUUAGUUUAUAAAAAUUCAAAGCCUGACUUUGUAAUAUGCACACAUAGACAGUUAAUGGAAGAAGAAGGGCGUGACUUACUGGGAAAAAGAACUAUGGACUUCAAGGUUAGCUAUUUAGACACCGGAUUAACAUCGACCUACUUUACUGAUGCAGAUCAAUUGAUUGCAACCCCGAGUGGAUCCCCAAGCACAUUACCAAUUUCUUCUCAGCAACGCUAUAGUCGACGCUAUAAAACUCAACUACGCGAUUUUUUGUCAACAUGUCGCUCGAAAAGAAAACUAGCACAACAGUCUUCUGGAGGCCAGGCCACAUCUCCUGUUCAUAUGGUGGAUUACAUCAAUGAUCCCGCAGCGGCUGUUGCUGCCGCUUAUUCCAACCUAAAUCCAAUGUAUCCCACGUCGGCUUAUGUAUCAACAGAUAACAUGUAUAUGACCCCUCCAGCUCAUUCAUCGAAUUUCUACUCUGUGUCAGAUAAUUUAUUUCACCAAUACAGUAGACUGCAAGGUGUCAGCGGAUAUUAUUCGGAAUACUCAACUGCAUCGACGCCUUAUAUUACAUCGAACGGUUUUGUUCCUUACGAAAGUUAUAAUGUCAAUAAGGAAGAACGGUGGAUAAAUAAUGGGAAAUGUACACCAAGCAACAUUGAUACCGAAAGGGACAUCCGUGUUGACUAUGAUAGAAACGAAAUCAACAAAAGUACUAAAAGAUCACCUCCGUUGUCGAAUACUCCUGAAUCGAAGCAAACGCCGUCUCCAAUAAGAGCAUCUCCAAACACCGCAGAUCUAUUAAGUCCAAUGAAGCAUAAAAACCUUUCGAUAAAUGGUUCUACUGCAGAGAAUAACACGAAAAACCUUAUUGCUGGGAGGAAUAGAAACAACAAUGACCAACAACCCCCGGCUUUGAAAGAAGAAUCUUCUACCGCACAGCAUUUUGAACCAAGAAGACAAACAGUUUUGAUGUGGGGCUCUUGGCAGAAAGAUCAACGUAUGAGUCCACCCACCGGGAAUGAAGAACAGCUGAAUUAAUAUCAAAGCAAUCAACUAAUUAAAAUUGUGUUUGUUUCCAAAAUAAUGAAUUACAAACAUGUCAGUCAAUAUAUAUGUAUAUUAAAAAUUCAAACAAAUCUGUAUUUAA